AUGUUCUCGUCACUCCUGCGCCGCCCCAAGCGCGGGUCUCGUCGUCUCGAUAUCCAUGACCUCUCCGUCUCUCCCUCGUCUGGGCCCCCUCGACAACGUCAGUUUACUGGCCGAGCCCACGCUACUGCGGAUUUCACCGAAGCCGAUGACGAUGAUGAGGAUACAAACGAGGAAGACCUGAUUGGGUUUGACGAAGAGGCCGACGGUGUACAUGACGAAGUAGAAGAAGAGGAAGACGCGGACGAUGCCGACCAUGGGGCAGACGAAGACAAUCGCCAUCGGGCAUUGCCUGUCCUUCCUCUGUUCUCAGCAACACACCUUGAUGCCCUGCCAAUAUACAGCAUUACCCACUCUAUUCGUAUAAUUGUGAGCGCUCGUACCGAGACAACGCUAUCAUGGGACCAACUUCGAUCUCCCCAGGUCUCCCAGUUCCUCGUAAAACCCAUGCAGCAGCAGAUUAGAACACAGCAUUUCUCGAGGGCCACCAUAUAUGCCUUGAUGGCAAAUUGCUUGCAAUUUGCCAAGGAAGGACAAAGGUAUGCUGCCAAUGCUGGUAUCAGCAACACCAGAGCCAAGGUGUGCGAAUUGCUUGCUCUCAAGCUGUUGAAGGAGUAUUCUACCAGAGAACUCAUUGAUGCCUUGGCGUACGACUUCUACCCCCUCCAAGGACUCCCAGGAGCGCAGCCCCCUCUUCCAGAGGGCAAGUCGUACAGCAAAAGUAAACAAGCCAUGACCGCAUCAAGGACUUCAACAUUGGAAGUGGCUAUCCGCGCUUCUGCUAAACAUUUUCUUGCACAUCCCGUCGUUAUUCAACAGCUGGAAGCCAUUUGGAACGGAGCCAUUACUUUCUAUUCUUCCGCUGACAGUUUACAUCGCGAACUACCUCCCAGCCCCUGGGGAGGUAUGAAUGGGGAGAUUGCAAAGCCAGAUUCCAGGACCCCAUUACUUGGAUCGCUUCCAGCAAAGCCAGGACAGUACCAUGUUCCAUCCGAAAGGAGAACUGUUAUGCUCUAUGACCCUAGACAGGCUUCCAUGUUCAAGCUUUCCCGUCUUCGAGUGCCACGUUAUAGGUCUUUUCUGUCUACGUUAUCACUUGCUGUAUUGAUUGGCCUCUUUCUUGCCGUAUUGUCACAGAGAUCCGUCAAGAUCACAGGGCUGGAGUUGGUCUUCUGGUUCUGGAGUGCAGGGUUUAUGUUGGAUGAGCUUGUUGGCUUCAACGAGCAAGGAUUUGCUCUCUACAUCAUGAGCUUUUGGAAUAUUUUUGAUCUCGGAAUCCUUGUGCUGUUGAUAGCAUACUACUGCAUGCGAGCGUAUGGUGUAUUCUUGGUUGACCCCCAUCACUGGAAUGCCAUGGCUUAUGACGUUCUAGCCGCCAAUGCUAUUUUGCUUCUGCCCCGGAUUUUUAGCAUUUUGGAUCAUUAUCAGUACUUUUCACAGCUUCUAAUCGCAUUCCGGCUCAUGGCUGUGGACCUGGCUGCUGUGUUCGUCUUGGUUUUGAUCAUGUGCAGUGGAUUUUUUGUCUUUUUCACGCUAUCCCAGAAUGCAAGCAAUGGUGGUGAGGUUGCUUACAAGAUAUUCCAGAUUCUCAUGGGCUUUAGUCCUGCCGCCUGGGACGUGUGGCCGACAUAUAAUUGGUUGGCGAGAAUAUUAAUGAUGAUUUUUCUCAUUAUUUGUCAUUUCUUGGUUGUAACAAUUCUUAUUACUGUUUUGACUAAUUCUUUCAUGGCGAUUGCUUCCAAUGCUACGGAAGAACACCAAUUUGUAUUUGCGAUCAACACCAUCUCCAUGGUCAAGAAUGAUGCACUCUUUUCCUACAUUGCCCCUAGCAAUAUAUUUGCUUGGCUGCUGAUGCCAUUGCGCUAUUGCAUGCCUUUGAAACACUUCGUCUGGCUGAAUCGAACUAUUAUCAAGGUCACGCACUUCCCAGUUUUGUUCAUGAUUUUUUUGUAUGAACGAUUUUGGCUUGCGCCCUCCAUGUUUGAGCCUACAGAUCUUGUUGAGAAUCACGGUCGGUCCCGGACUCGGGCGAUCUCUUUCGGAGAUGCGGCGCAGCGUACGGCCAUGUUCAGUCCUAAUGUACGUGUGCGCGAGGAAUCCGUUGCAGGGUUUCACAAAGAUCGAGCGCUUGAGGAAGUUUUUCGUCGUGUCCCGGAUGCGACAACAUUACGCACCCAGAGAAGAAAUGAGCGACGCAAGACACAGACUGCUAUCCGAAACUGGAUGGAGCAACACGAUGAAGGGGGUAUGCCGCCUACGAAUUGGCCAACGCUCGACAGCAGGGCCGUGCCUGAUUGGCAAAGGAGGAUGAGUGUUGGCUGGGACAAACCUUCUUCACAUCUACGACAAGUGUCCGAGGUCAGAUCUACAGCGAGCGACCCAGCAGACUUCAUGUCCAACCCUGGUGCAUCAUUCCGUAACGCCAGGGGUCGUGGAUCAAGGGUAGAAUUGAUUCUGCCCGAGUACAAGGAUCAUACAGACGCAGAUGGUGACGAUGAACUGGUCACAAACGACGAGGAUGAAGAUGAAGCGACCAACGCUGGGCGCAGCCAACAGUUUGAAAAGCAUGGUGUGGAAGAUGGCGAAGACUAUUUCACAACUUCUUUGGGAGCUCGAUCAGCUAAACUGGCAUCUUCUCAUGAAUCAUUUGCGAGAGCUGCAACAACAAUUCGUCAGGCACAUCCAAGACGUGGCGCCCACGCCCGGACAUUAUCAACAAACACCAUUCUGUACAAUCCAGAGGAUCAACCUAGGCCUCAACCUGCACCGCCCGUUUCACCACCCAAGGCGAUCCCCUCUCGGAGACCCAACACGAGCGGGCGUACUACUGGUACAGAUACUGCCGCUCAUACAACCCGGCACAACUCCCCUCGAAGAGCACCUCAGCUAUCAAGUUCAAAGCCACGACCGAUUCUAGCGCCACGUGGUAUGACCGACAGCGGUGGUGUGAGCAAGUCAGCAAUGCUCAGCCUUGCCCCUCGUGACAGGCUUAGGCAAGCUAGGCGGCUGUCGUCAGUUGAUCUGAGCAUCAUGUCUGACAAUAUGGGUAUCGAGGACAACAAUGCCGGGCUAGCAGGCAGCUUCCAGACACAAAUGGCAAUGGCCCUGAUGAAAGACAGCCGGAUGCGUGCUGCUGGAGGGCUUGAGGCUGCAGACCGUGAUAGGAUGGGGAGGCUGGUCCUAGCACGGAUGAAAACACUGGAAGAGAGCUUUGCGGAUGUCAUCAAGGAAAUGCGAGAUUUGAAGAAUAGCUCUACUGCACCACAGUCGCAACGCAACUCGUCCGGAGACGACUUUAAAGCAGGAAUUGCUAGCAGUGAGCACGAGCGACGGAAGAAGAGCAAGGGCGAUGUCACACCUAGGAAAGUGUACGGCAAACGACCCGUCAGUCGACGAAGCAUGAAAGAGAGCAAAGUAGGUUUGUCGAUGAAGCGCGAACCACGGGGAAAGGGCAAGGGAGUGGCGGCUUCAUCGAGUGACAACGGAGAUGAUGGCUUCGCAAAGAAAGGUAGCUCCAUGUGA
Molecule: messenger RNA, 3519 nt
Organism: Metarhizium brunneum ARSEF 3297
Lineage: Eukaryota; Fungi; Ascomycota; Sordariomycetes; Hypocreales; Clavicipitaceae
Product: Calcium channel YVC1
Biological process (GO): transmembrane transport; monoatomic ion transport
Cellular component (GO): membrane
Molecular function (GO): monoatomic ion channel activity
Source: RefSeq, a predicted model, not a curated record